Aspergillus calidoustus is the source of this 1194-nucleotide messenger RNA. The record is from the annotation of a GenBank genome assembly. NCBI's taxonomy places the organism in Eukaryota, Fungi, Ascomycota, Eurotiomycetes, Eurotiales, Aspergillaceae.
AUGUCCAGCGUAAGUACCACUUAUGGUAUAGCUUGCCUAGCUAACGAGGCAGCUCUCUCUGGCUCCCCCGCAAACCUGUAUGCCAUCUCCGCCCUCCUCAACACACACGACCGAUUGAUGGGUCUGGACCUGCCACACGGCGGUCACCUGUCCCACGGCUACCAGACUCCCACGAAGAAGAUUUCAUUCAUUUCAAAGUACUUUGAGACCCUGCCCUACCGCCUCGACGAGUCGACCGGCCUCAUCGACUACGAUGCCCUCGAGAAGCAAGCCCUCCUUUACCGCCCGAAGCUCAUCAUCGCUGGUACAUCAGCCUACAGCCGUCUCAUCGACUAUCCCCGCAUGCGCGAGAUCGCCGACAAUGCGGGUGCAUACCUCAUGAGUGACAUGGCCCAUAUCUCUGGUCUCGUCGCAGCUGGUGUUAUCCCCUCUCCGUUCAGCAACUCCGAUGUCGUGACAACAACCACACACAAGUCCCUCCGUGGCCCUCGUGGAGCCAUGAUUUUCUACCGCAAGGGCGUCCGCAGGACGGACAAGAAGGGCAACCCGGAGCUGUACGACCUCGAGGGUCCCAUCAAUGCGUCCGUGUUCCCCGGUCACCAGGGCGGCCCUCACAACCACACCAUCACUGCGCUGGCCGUGGCCCUCCAGCAGGCGCAGUCGCCGGAAUUCAAGACGUACCAGCAGACGGUCCUGGCCAAUGCUCAGGCUCUCGCCGAGCGUCUCGGCAACCCGCUCAACAGCGGCGGCCUCGGUUACAACAUCGUGUCCGGCGGCACGGACAACCACCUCGUUUUGGUUGAUCUGAAGAACCGCGGCGUGGAUGGUGCCCGCGUUGAGCGCGUGCUUGAGCUGUGCGGUGUCGCCAGCAACAAGAACACCGUCCCAGGGGACCGAUCGGCCCUGAAGCCCGGUGGUCUCCGCCUCGGCACACCCGCGAUGACCACCCGCGGGUUCCAGCCCGAGGACUUCCGCCGUGUCGCCGAUAUUGUCGACCGUGCAGUCACAAUCACACAGAAGCUGGACAAGUCCGCCAAGGAGAGCGCGGCGUCCAAGGGCGUCAAGAACCCCAACACGGUCAAGGCGUUCCUAGAGUACGUCGGUAAUGGCGAGGAGAUUUCAGAGAUUGUGCAGCUGCGGCAGGAGGUGGAGGAUUGGGCGGGCACCUUUAGUCUUCCAUGGGCCAAGGAGUAA